Messenger RNA from Cuscuta epithymum, 3159 nucleotides. Lineage: Eukaryota; Viridiplantae; Streptophyta; Magnoliopsida; Solanales; Convolvulaceae. The record is from the annotation of a GenBank genome assembly.
UUAAAAUUAAAAUGAUAUAUAAUCACAUAAACAUUAUCAAAUUUAGUAAGAAUCAAUAUGGAUCAAAACAAAAAAAGGAGACUAUAGGUAUUAAACUUACUCCUCGGUCCUCAACUAGUCAACUUCAAAAUUUCAACGGCCUCAUUAUUUCCAUUUCCCAACUCUUACACAAACUAUUUGGCACAUAAAUACAUUAUAAAUUUUUUAUACACCAUGAAAAUCCCAAAAUCCCAAGAAAGCAGGAACGGCACACUUAAUGGGAAAGCUUAAAGAUUACUAAUCGUAAUUCACAGAGCAUUAGAAGGGGAUUCAAAGGCUAUUGAGGAAUGAAACGGCCCGGUCCAUCAGUGAACCCGCUUUCUCACAAGUCGGAUUCAGUAAAUGGAAAACGUGUUCCUCGCCUUCCACAUCCACGAGCUCCAAUUUGCCUCCCCACCCACUCUUCUUCAGCGCCUCGUAAUAUUUCAACCCCCCUUCUCUGACGAUAUCCUUCUCCGAAAUAAUCACCACGAUUUUCGAGCACACCAGCCCGGAAAGAAUUUCCGGAGAAGCCGCCGGGUUAUGCAGCGGGUCAUCCAUACCCGUUGAUUCCGGGUAAAUGUACUCCCACACCUUCUCCCAGUCCAAGCACCACAGCUUGCUGGGUUUCCCGGUUCCAAAAUACGGGUGCUCCAGAACCAUUCCCGCCGGCUUCAACCCACUCCCACCUGCUCUGACCAUCAUGUUGUGAGCAAUAUUGCCCCCUGCGCUAUCGCCCGCCAGGAAAACCCGGGUAAGAUCCGCGUGACUUUUAAGCCACGGAUCGGGUCCGGGUCCACUUUCCUGAGCGUGUGACGCGACCCACUGAAAAACCGCCCAGGAAUCGUCGUAGCAGGCGGGGAGCUUAUGCUCCGGAGCUAACCUGUAAUCGACUGAAACGGUGAGGACCUUGGCUUUGGCCGUCAAUGCGUGGAGAUAGCUGUCGUACAUAGAGGAGGAGGCGGAGUUGAGCACGAACGCGCCGCCGUGGAUGUAGACGAGAACGGGGAGUUUUUGGUCCUCGUCGGUGAUUUUGGGGAGGUAAAGGCGAGCCCAGACGUUGUGUUCCGGUACGAUUACGACGUCUCUGGAUCUAACGCCGGUUGCUGGGUUGUCAGAUGCAGGCGUGAAGACGUGUUUGAGUGCUCUUUCGACGCGGCCAUCCUCGUAGACGCGGAAAAGGGGGAAGAAAUCGUGAACCACUUUGGUUGAGCUAGGAGAAGCCAUGGCUGAGUGGAAGAGAAAAAGGGAGGUAUCACUCAUUCAUUAUUGAUUACGAAGUAUUUCAUUAUCUAUCUAUAUACAGAAUCAAAGUGGAAAAAUGGUCAAAUUUCUGCCCAAAACACGGUGAAAACACUCAUCCAUAAUUAGUAGUACUGUUUAUGGUAUAUGAAGUUGAUAUCAAUUGUCUAGGUCAAUGAGUGGAGCAAUAAUGGUGAUAUUGGUGAAUAGUACUAUCCUUUCGUUUCUUAUGUGUGGUCUUCAACAUGCCAGAUUGUCAAUGUACCUAUAAAAUGAGAUGUACGGGUGCAUGCAUGAUACAAAUUGGUGAAUAGUACUAUCCUUUCGUUUCUUAUGUGUGGUUUAUACUUCUAUCCUGUGUUCAUAUUGCAAAAUUGGAAAUCCAGAAUUACUACGAUGCCCACACCCUUCUUUCCUGUGUUCACAUUCCUUGUGGAAGGACUGGAAGCCAUCAAGCUUCUUCUUCCUCACCAAGAAUUUUCGAAGAAAAUCUUAGCAGGUUUGGUUUGCAGCUUCCCUCGAGGUGUCUGAUGUGCCUACAAGCUCAACAAUCACAAGAGCAUUGCUUAUUCACUUGCUACAAAGCUAUGAGAGUCUGAAAUUUUUUCAAGGGCAUGCUUCAGAUAAGUUAUACAGGUAUGGAGCUCAGACAAAUGCUUUUUUGCUGGUGGUUGGCUAAAGAAUCAUCGAUUGAAGGUACGUUUAAGCAAAUACUGCCAGGAAUCAUUUUAUGGUUUGUGUGGAAGGCAAUGAAUGCUUGUAUUUGGGAUAAUCUAACUUUUGAGGAAGAAGAGGUUAUUAAACAAAUACAAAUUUCAUUGCCAACAAUGGUGUUUGAGCUACAAAAAAGCUAAGUUCAUGACAUUUAGUGAAAACAUAAAAUCAAUGUAGAAAUAGCUUCCCUUAUAAACAGCGACUCAUUGUAGAUGCGGCCUUCAAGAAUGGGAAAUGUGCAGGUGGUGCAAAUCCUCCGAAAUCAGGAUGGAUCCUUGGUAGCUGCAGCGUACUUUCCAAUUAAAGCGACGACAGUGCUCCAAGCGGAAUUUGUUGCAGCGAUUGAAGCUGUGAAAUGGUGUAAGAGAAUCAACAUCAGUGAUAUACAAUUGGAAUCAGAUUCAGAAUCUUUAGUUAAUAUCAAGAAUAAAUCUCUUCACAUACCUCAUCUUGAUACCUGGAACAAGGAACUUGGCACUCUGUGUGAGCUCUUGCAGGUGAAAAUCAGACAUGUUUACAGAGAAAUCAAUAUGGCGGCACACACGUUAGCUCAGGAAGGAAUGAAGAACUCAUCGGCCAGAUACUUUUUUAAUACUCCGUAUGAAUGAGCUGUCCUUUUCGACGCUUCAGGCUCUGAGUAUGGAUAAGGAGGGUUUAGCCGAGCUGGUCGCAGACUCACUCUCCCUUACAGGAGGUCUCGGGUUCGAAACUCAAUGGAGUGAGUUUCAGCCCUCAUUAGUCCAGACCCUCCCCUGGACGCCCCCUGGAGUAAAAAAAGGAGGGUUUAUUCUACACUUGCUGAUACCUUACGUCUUUUUCUUAUAUCUUCAGUUUAUUUCCAUUAGUUUUCAUUUUCUUUAUUGCAUUUUGGGAUGAUAUGCCAUUCGUGGAGGUUUUGGUUUGGCCCCCCUCUUUAUCUCUAUUCCUUUUAUUUUUAAUAAAAUCCCCCUUUUCUCCAAAAAAAUGAAACUUUCCAUAUUGCCAUUUACUCUUCUUUGUGGUUAGCAGAUCUUAUACGGAAUGUUUUUGUGCUUUCCUAACCGUUUUACCGUUAAUCGAUUCUCUAAUUUUUAAUACUGAUGGAGCAGUAACUUCUUCAUGUAAUUUAGAUUACUCAGAUGUGAGUGGACUGUGGAUAUUUAGUAUCUUAUCAAUUCGAAGUUUCCAAUUGAACAAUUUGCAAAU